AUGUGGCCGAGCCUCUUUCAGCGUCUUCAGCAGACACGGGCAACGCGAGCGCGCGAGAGCACUGUAGACCGCGGGGGUCAAGCUGAGCACGUGCGACCGACUGCAGAGGGCUUCGUGGCGUCGACUUUGGAGGACAAUGAGGCGCCGACAGCAGAGGCUGGCAACCGAAUGUCGCCAACUACAGCGGCGGCUGCCUUCACGCCGGGAGGGUUAGAGCACGCUGUGACACCAAGCAGAGAGGCCGAUGUCCCUGUGCUACGUACCUCUCCGGGGGCAGAUUCGGACCAACCAGGAGCCCCCGCGCGCGUUUCGCACCGUUCGACGCCAUUUCAACCUACAGAAGACGGCUCUGCUACCGAGGAUAUGUCUGAGCGCCUGGACAGCGAUAUUUCGGCCGCUGCAGCGGUUUGCUUGGGCGAGAACUCCAGUCGCAGCGUCGUUGAGACUACAGCGUUCGACUUGACGGGACAAGCCCCACCUCGCACUCGAUAUACAGGGCAUACUUCGCGCUUUGUUGAAGUGGUGAAUAAGAAGCCGCCUGCUGCCGUGAAGGACGCUAUCGCUAGCUUCCCUGAAAUGCCUGGGUUGAAACUGAAGCCACCGUCGGAAAAAGAGACUUCCUACAUCUACAAAUGGGGACUCCGCGUUGAAGUAGUCGAGAACGGAAGCCCUACGGAACCUGCCGACGCGAAGGCACAAAUUUCACGCUUUCCUACAAUCGGACCUCGAAACCAGCAAGUCACCUCGCGUCAGUCCACGACGUAG
This is a messenger RNA of Phytophthora sojae, 765 nucleotides long. RefSeq lists its product as hypothetical. Bases 1 to 765 code for a protein of 254 amino acids. Lineage: Eukaryota; Oomycota; Peronosporomycetes; Peronosporales; Peronosporaceae. The record is from RefSeq and is a predicted model, not a curated record. The transcript is spliced from 2 exons.